Messenger RNA from Alosa alosa (allis shad), 557 nucleotides. It is a transcript of the gene ndufb3, whose product is annotated as NADH:ubiquinone oxidoreductase subunit B3. Gene Ontology annotation, biological process: mitochondrial respiratory chain complex I assembly; electron transport chain. Lineage: Eukaryota; Metazoa; Chordata; Actinopteri; Clupeiformes; Clupeidae. Bases 13 to 381 code for a protein of 122 amino acids. Gene Ontology annotation, cellular component: mitochondrion. The transcript is spliced from 3 exons. The record is from RefSeq and is a predicted model, not a curated record.
GAAGUGACAUCUAUGCAUCACAACCAUACCAGUGCAGGUGCGCAGGAGGCUACGUAUUCGUGUUUGGCUAUUCUAAGGUCACCAAGCUCAACAAGAGAAGGUAUGGGUGGGGAUCACGGCCACAGCAAAGUGGCCCUGCCAGACUACAAGAUCUGGAAAUGGGAGGGAACGCCACUUGCAGACACACAGCAGAGGCUUGCUCGGAGGGGAUUGCGGGACCCAUGGAUGCGGAAUGAAGCUUGGAGAUACACAGGAUCAUUUGGUGUUCCAGUUACCUUUAAAGAUGUCCUUGCCCGUGGGUUCAAGAAAGGAUUCCUUGCUUUUGCUGUGUGCCUGGCAGUGGAGUAUGCUUUUUUCCCUCCCAAGAAAUCAGAGCACUGAUUCAUGUUUGGAAGUAAAAGCUGGACUUUGGAGGCAUCUAUCACUGUAUGUGAUCAUAAUGGUGUUAACCAAGAUGUGUACUUUUUGUCUUUCCCAUGAAUAUUCCUUGGAUGUUGUAAUUAGAUUGUAUGGUCAUGUUUAACUACAUGCAUUAAUAAAAUAAUAUAAAAAUGUCA